GGAUGGCGCGAAGCCGCGAAACUCAAGGCGGCGGCGACGGCGACUGCGGCCUGUGGUACCGUGGAGCUGGCCUCGUCGACGUCCGUCCGGGUGAACCGCGCCCACGGCAUGGCCGGCGACCUCUCCUUCGUCCUCUGGAAGCGCCACUAGGUCGCCCCUCAUCCACAGCUGCGAGCUUCAGAGUUGAGCUGGAUGCCCUUCAGUGCACAAGUCUCCUGAACACGAUGAGCUUGCCAUGGUCUGUCGUCUGUUCCAGCAGCAACAUUCAUACGUUUUUGUCCACUACUCCAGUGCAGCAGCAGCAGCACAACAAAAAUAAUUGAGAACGCAUGAUAUUUGUGCACAGAACGCAUGCUAUAUCGUGCACCAGAACGCAUGCUAUAUCGUGCACCACAACGCAUCUGGUACCAAUGGACUCAGACCAAGGAACAACUUAUCUAUAUAUAAAUGAAGCCAUCGCCAUGUCCAUUGCACCUUACAGCAUCCAUGUACACACUAGCUAGUGAUAAUAAUGUCACUCAUCUCCACAGCACUUGUGCUACUUGUUCCCCUAGGCCUUUACUUGUACCUGCUGCGGUCUAGUCGUAGAAGAUCAAAUAACCCAGCAGAAGCAGUGCUCCCCACAAAAUUGCCAAUACUAGGCAUGCUCCCUUCUCUCUUGGCCAACAUGUACAACUUCCAUGAGUACAGCUCUGUGGUCCUCGCUGGAUCAGGCCUCAACUUCAAUGGGGACGGCCCACCUGGAGCCGGGAUGCGAUUCUUCAUCACCUGCGACCCUGCCAACAUCCAGCACAUCUUCACGACCAACUACCACAACUUCCCCAAGGGCGCGGAAUUCGCCGCCAUCUUCGACAUCAUGGCUGGUGGCCUCUUCACUAUCGACGGCGAGCUGUGCCGUCGGCGGCGCGUGAAAUUUGCGGGCGUGGUCAGCAGCCCGUGGUUUACUGAUCGUGUGGCAGCCCAUUGCUGUGACAAGGUGAAGGACCACCUCCUCCCAUUGCUUGCUCGCAUGGCGACUACCGGCACUUCGUUCGACAUGCAAGAGUUAAUGGUGAGGUUAAUGUUUGACAUGACCGCCAUGGCAGUCUUUGGCGUGGACCCUGGCUUCCUGUCCUCGGACAUGCCUCCCAUUGAUGCCUCCACUGCCAUGGACACAGUCAUGGAGGUGGGAUUUCUCCGGCACACCAUGCCAGCCUCUUUGUGGAAGGCAAUGAGGUGGCUAAAUAUUGGUCCUGAGAGAAAGCUCCUCGAAGCGAAGAAAGUGCUCCACAGGUUUGUUGUGGAUACGAUGGAGAGGAGGAAGAGGAACGGAGAAAAUGUUGGCCACAAUGAGAAUGAAGAGGUUGUAGGUGAUAUUUUAUCUUCCUACAUCAAUGACCCGGACUUCGCUGAUGAUGACUUGCUCCGUGCGACACUCAUUAACUUCAUGAUCGCUGGGAGGGACACAAUUGGCACGACCCUGCCAUGGAUAUUCUACAACCUUGCCCAGAAUCCUAACAUCGUGUCAAUCAUCCGUAAGGAACUCUCACCUAUUGCAUCGCACAAAGCAGCCAACGGUAUGGGUGCAAUGGUCUUUGAGCCGGAGGACACCAAAUCUCUCGUGUAUCUGAGAGCCACCUUGUACGAGACUCUCAGGCUAUAUCCACCAGCGCAUACGGAGCGCAAGACAGUGGUUACUGAUGAUAUCAUGCCAAGUGGCCAUGAGGUGCACGCCGGUGAUGCCAUCUUUAUCUCUCUCUACUCCAUGGGAAGAAUGGAGAGCUUGUGGGGUAAAGACUGCCUCGACUUCAACCCAAACAGAUGGCUCUUGGAAGACAACAACAAGCUCAAGAACGUACCUUCUCACAAGUUCCUGGCCUUCAACUCGGGCCCGAGGGUUUGCAUGGGCAAGGAAAUUGCGGUUAUGCAGAUGAAGACCAUCGUCGCCACAGUCAUGUGGAACUUUGAUGUGGAGCUGGUGGAAGGUCAGAGCAUCCAGCCCAAGCUGUCUUGUUUACUGCAGAUGAAAUAUGGGCUCAUAGUGAAGCUGAAGAAACGAGAAGCGUAACACUAUGCUCUCGUGUCUUAAAGUGUGUGUGUGUGUGUACGCGCGCGUGCGUGCGUGCAUGUGCACGCGCGUGUGUGUGCGCGUGUGUGUGCGUGUGUGUGCGCGUGCUUUUAUGUGAGACAACUUUAUUCACGUCAACAAGUGGAUUUUUUUAAAUGAUUACCUGAGAAAUCAAUUAUGGCUCGGGCAGUGCAAAUGUUCUCAGAAACCAUGUACCGAAACAUCAUGAUAAAUAAUGUAAGAUUACCCAAGGCAAUG
Triticum dicoccoides is the source of this 2305-nucleotide messenger RNA. RefSeq names its product noroxomaritidine synthase 1-like. NCBI's taxonomy places the organism in Eukaryota, Viridiplantae, Streptophyta, Magnoliopsida, Poales, Poaceae. The record is from RefSeq and is a predicted model, not a curated record. Gene Ontology annotation, molecular function: oxidoreductase activity, acting on paired donors, with incorporation or reduction of molecular oxygen; heme binding; monooxygenase activity. The coding region runs from base 512 to 2047 and encodes 511 amino acids. The transcript is spliced from 3 exons.